Arctia plantaginis is the source of this 1773-nucleotide messenger RNA. The record is from the annotation of a GenBank genome assembly. NCBI's taxonomy places the organism in Eukaryota, Metazoa, Arthropoda, Insecta, Lepidoptera, Erebidae.
AUGAGAAGAAGAAGAAGAAAGAAUAAGAGAGAAGAAAAGAAGAAGAGAAGGGAACGAAGAAAAGAAGAGAGAAAGAGAAGAAGAAGAAGAGAAGAAAGAAGAGAUAGAAAGAGAAAAGAAAGAAUAGAGAGAAAAGAGAGACGAGAGAGAGAGAAAGAAGAAGAUAGAGAAGAGAAGAAAGAAGAAGAAAAGAAGAGAGAAAGAAGAAGAGAAGAAGAGAGCAGAGAAAGGAAGAGAGAAGAGAAGAGGAAGGAAGAAAACAAGAGGGAAGAGAAGAACGAAGAGAGAAGAAGAGGAAAAAGAGAAAGAAGAGAAGAAGAGAGAAAAGAGAAGGAGGAAGGAAGAGAGAAUAGAAAAAGAAGAGGAAGAAGAGAAAGAGAGAGAAGAAGAAAAAGAAGAGAGAAGAGAAAAGAAGAGAAAGAAAGAAGAGAAGAAGAAAUGAGAAGAAGAAGAAAGAAGGAAGAAGAGAAAGAAGAGAAGAGAAGCAAGAAGAGAAGAAAGAGAAAAAGAGAAAAGAGAAGAAAGAGAAGAAGAAAGAACAGAAGACAAGUAGUAGAGAGAAGAAAGAAGAAAGAAACAGAAGAGAGAAGAGAGAGAGGGGAAAGAAGAAAAGAGAAGAAGAAUAGAGCAAAGAAGAGGAAGAAGAAGAAGAAGGAAAGAGAAAAGAGAAAAGAGAGAAGAAGCAAAAGAAGGAGAAAGAAAAGAGAGAUAGAAGAGAAGAAAAAGAAGAAGAGGAGAGGGAAAGAAGAGGAAAGAAGAAAGAAGAGAGAGAAGAGAGAAGCGAAGAAGAGAGAGGAAGAUAGAGCGAAGAAAGAGAAGAGGAAGAAGAAAAGAGAAGAAAUAGAGAAGAGAAGAGAAAGAGAAGAAAGAAGAAGAAAGAAGGAAAGAAAGAAGAGAGAGAGAAGAGAAAAGAGCAAAGAAGAGAAGAAAGAGAAAGAGAGGGGGGGGGGGGGAGAAGCAGAAGAAGAAGAAACAGAGAAUAGGAAAGGAGAGAAAAUAGAGACAGAGACAGAAAGAAGCAGAAGGAAGAAGAAGGAAGAAGAAGAAAGAGAGAGGAGAAGAAGAAAGGAGAAAGAAGAGAAGAAGAAGACAGAGAAGGAGAGAAGAAAGAGAAAGAAAAGGGAAGAAGAAGAAGAAAGUAAGAGAAAAGAAAAAGGAAAGCCAAAGAAAGAAAGUGAGAAGAGAAAAGAAGAAAGAAGAAAGAAAGAGAAAAGAAGAAAGAAGAAAAGGAAGCAGAGAGAAGAAAGUAGAGAAGAAGAGAAAAAGGAAGAGGAAAAGAGGAGAAGAAGACAGAAGAAGAAGAGAGACAGGAAGAAAAGAGAAAGGGAAAAAGAGAAAAAGAGAAGAGGAGAAGACAGAAGAGGGAAGAAGAGAGAGAAAGAAGAAGAGAGAGAAGAAGGAAGAAAAGAGAAGAAGAAGAAAGAGAAGACAGAUAGAAGAAGAAAGAAGAAGAGGAGAGAGAGAAGAGAAAGAGAAGAGAGAGAGAGAAGGAAAGAAGAGGAAGAAGAAGAAAGAAAAGGAAAGAAAGAAGGAGAAAGAGAAGGAAGAAGAAAAGACGAAGAAAGAGAGAAAAAAAGAAAAGAAGAAGAAAGGGAGAAGAGAAGAGAAGAAAGAAGACAGAAGAGAAAGAAGAAGAGGAAGAAGAAAAAGAAGAGAGUGAUAGAGGAGCAGAAAAAGAAGAAAGAAGGAGAAGAGAAGAAGAAGAAAGAAGAAGAUGAAGAGAGAAGAGAGGAGAAGAGAAAGAGAAAAGAGAAAGAGAAAGAGAAAGAAUAG